Molecule: messenger RNA, 820 nt
Organism: Belonocnema kinseyi
Lineage: Eukaryota; Metazoa; Arthropoda; Insecta; Hymenoptera; Cynipidae
Exons: 8
Coding region: 1-621 (206 amino acids)
Source: RefSeq, a predicted model, not a curated record
AUGGACCAUCAUCCCCUUCUCAUCGCUUCUUCUCCACCAAUAUCUGAUUGUGAACCUGAAGUUCUGAUUGAUUUUACGAAACUUCGAAAAAGAAAGGCUAGCAGUGAACCUGAAGAUAAAUGUACCCUCCUGAAGCGCAGCAUAUUGACUACUGACGAUAAAGAAAUAUUCUGGAGAUUGAAUUUGCAAUUUUCGAGUUGCAGACACGACGGAAAAAACGACUCCAUUAGCGCCUCAGAAGCAAGUCCACCCCAAAUUCCAAGACAUAAUAAUGUUACGAAAGCUCCAAAAAGAAAGGUAACCAGUAAAUCUAAAGAGAGAGGUACACCAAAGAAGCAAAGCAUAUUUAGUACUAAUGAGGAAGAAAGUGACUACGGGAAAUCCGACUCCAUGAGCAUUUCAGCACCAAGUCUGAUCGAAAUUUCAAGAGGAAAUUCUGUCAGUUCACUUCGAAAAAGAAAGGGCUCAAGUGAAUCUGAUGAUGCAGGUAUACUUAAGAAGCAGACCAAUAACUGCAGAAUAUUGACGACUGCCGAUGGAAGGGGAAUUCUCAAGAAAGAUGUCUUCAGCCCAAUUGUGACAGCCAAAGAAAAACAUAAUAUUGGGCUAUUAUUAAAAUGAAUGCUCAUGGGACAUUAUCUGCUCAAUGUUCAGUAGAAGAAUUAAGCAAAUAAAUUAACCCAUAAAAUGUGCUCAUGUACAGAGUUUCGAAGAAAAUGUUGGUAAUGAACAAAAUGUGAAGCGAAUCCAAGAUUUCGCAGAAGCCUUCGAUUUGAAUUUACCAUACGCCCAGCUCUAGGAAUUUCAAACCUUCCAUAAU